Molecule: messenger RNA, 984 nt
Organism: Emiliania huxleyi CCMP1516
Lineage: Eukaryota; Haptophyta; Isochrysidales; Noelaerhabdaceae
Exons: 1
Coding region: 1-984 (327 amino acids)
Cellular component (GO): cytoplasm
Source: RefSeq, a predicted model, not a curated record
AUGACGCCCUCCGCGCCCGCCCGCAUCUUCAGCUUCGAAGAAUGCCUGUCGAUCAUCGCAGCGCUGCCGCACGAGAUCGUCAUCAAGGCGAUGGCGGACGGCUUUGCAGCCUUCAGCAAAGGUGAUGUCUCCGUCGCGCCGAUUCAGACCCUCGGACAGCCGCCGCUCGCAAACUUUGUGGGCCACCCGGACGCGCAGGCGUGCAUCAAGUCCGCAUACGUCAACGGUGGCGCGGUUUUUGUCAGCAAGGUUGCCUCUGGCGGCGGCGGUCAAAACAGUGGCCUCGUGCUGGUUUUCUCCCAAAUAACUUUCGCCCCGCUCGCAAUCUUCUUGGAUGGCGGCUACCUGACGGAGCUGCGCACAGCGGCGGCCGGAGCCCUCGCAGCCAAGGAGUUCGCUCCGAGCUCUCUCUCGCAUAUCGCCGUCAUUGGCUGCGGCAUUCAGGCGCGCUGGCAGCUCCGCUUGCUGAAGUCGGUCGUGGCCUGCCGCAAGGUGGUGUGCUAUGCCCGCCGGCCCGAGCAGGCGGCCGGUCUUGUGGACGAGCUUGGCCGCGAGGGCUGGGAAAUGAGCGCAGCGUCCUCAAUUGCCGCCGCGUGCGAUGGCGCCGGUCUCAUCAUCACCGUCACCCCUGCGCGCGAGCCGCUUCUACAACGCGCAUUCGUUGCGAGUGGCGACGUCCUCAUCACCGCGGUCGGCGCGGACUCUCCGGGCAAGCAGGAGCUGGACCCGGCCCUGGUGACGAGCGCGCGCCUGUGCGUGGCCGACUCGACUGCGCAGUGCGUCGAGCGCGGUGAGCUGCAGCACGCAGUCAAGUCAGGAGGGCUCGACGUGGCGGGGAUUGUGGAGGUGGGCCAGUGGCUUGCGAGCUCUGCAGCUCGCGCCCGACCGCCCGGCCUUAUCAUCUUUGACAGCACGGGCGUGGCAGUGCAGGACGCUAAGAUCGCCGAGCUCGCUCUCAAGGCCGCACCGGGAUCGGCACUGUGA